Culex pipiens pallens (northern house mosquito) is the source of this 5635-nucleotide messenger RNA. RefSeq lists its product as uncharacterized. The record is from RefSeq and is a predicted model, not a curated record. Gene Ontology annotation, cellular component: nucleus. The transcript is spliced from 2 exons. Bases 1307 to 1870 code for a protein of 187 amino acids. NCBI's taxonomy places the organism in Eukaryota, Metazoa, Arthropoda, Insecta, Diptera, Culicidae. Gene Ontology annotation, molecular function: zinc ion binding.
ACUUAAAGAUGAUUUGUAAAAUAUGUUUUGUUCAAAAUAUGAAAUUUUAAAUUAAUCUAAAAAUUUACAUUGGUUGGUAUAUUUUUUUUCAUAAAAUUAUUUUUAUUAGGUCCUUUUCGGUGCUGGGACCUGGUUAGGACCGAGUCGGCUUUUGUAAUUACAUUUGACUUAAUAAUUACAGAGGAUCUUGUGAUUGGUUGGUAUAUGAUUUAUUUCGUUUCUAGUUUAUUUAUACAGUUUAAAGAAAAUUUUCAAGCUUUUGUGGUCAUUUCCACUAGCGUGCACAGGGUGGGGCAACAUGGGGCAACUGCCCCACCAUCCUCAGAACAUUUUUCUUAUUUUUGUCAGGGGGUGUCCAUAAAUGACGGAAUUUUCAAAACGUCCAUAGCAUUGCCCCACCUUCCUCGAUGAGCUGGGCACGCUAGUGGUCAUUUCAUAUAAAUAAACAAAAAAAUGAAUUAUAUCAAUAAGAAAUUUAUUCAAUUUGAAUCACUUUGGAUUAACACUUUUUAUUCAUUUAAAAUCGUAAGCAAAACAAAAUAACACAAAAAAAAAUUAAUGUAUUUCAAGCUUUUAAUAAACUGCUUAUUGUUGAAGUUUAGAUUCCCACCGAUUAACAGUAUUGAGCUAAUUCUAUGAUUUUAUGCUAGUAAACAUAACAAAUAUUAGGAAAAAAUAGAUUAUACGCAUGUUUUAAAAAUGUCCCGGGAUUCUGGGAAAUCCCGGGAUUCAAAAAAUAUUUUUCCCGUUUCCCGGGAAAUUCAAAACCCGGGAAAUAGGGACGCUCUACAAUUGAUCUUGUAAGUAACACUUAAAAAAAUAGCGUACGAUCGUGUUAAAAAUUAUGAAUUAACACGAAUAAAACUCUCGUGAAGCAUGAUUAAGGAGGAGGAUUUCUGGAACUAAAACUAAAAAAUGUAAGAAAAUCACAAAGAUUAAUCUGAUAUAUUACCUGAUUAAGAUCAAAUUCAGUUGUGUUGAUUUCGACACCGUCUUUUACCCAGUCACGAAAUAUUCUAACAGAGCUGGUUCUGCCAGAAUCCUGCUAGAACGGUGGAACAUUUUUGCUAGAAUGCUGUAAGAAUAUCCAGCUCUGUGAGAACCCUGCUAGAAUCUUGCUAGAACGUCGUGACUGGGUAGGACUCAAAAUCGAACUAUCCCUUUAUGCGUAAACACAAAUAGCCACGGGGUUGGGCACAUGGUUGAUCCGUAGCGCAUUGGAUUUACUUCCGUAAAUAUUCCGUAAUUAUCGUAAAUAUUAUUCAUCUGCACGAUAUUCGGCACCAAAUUUUGUUCAGAAUGGAUAAUGACAGUUAAGAACUGUCACUUGUUUGUUUCCUUCGUUUUCAAACUGUCACCGCUCCAAUACAUUUAUUUUUCGAGCUUGAUAUAUUUUUUUCACCUGCGGAACCGAUCUUCGCAACAACCUUCCCUGCAAUCCACCUGCAAUCUGUGCAAGAAGCCCAGUGCGGAUCUGCGCUCUGUCCCGGAAACCGCCGACAAGAUCAUCGACUGCCUCGGACUUGGGAUUUCACCGGAGGUCGAUCCGACGGGGCAAAUUUGCGCCGGCUGUGCCGAAAGCGUCGACGCGCAGCAUGCAUUCCGGACGCGAGCCCUGCACUGCAACAGUUACUUAGAGAACGGGCUGGAGGACAAGGAAGACGAUGACGUGUGCCGAUUCUGCUUGAAGGCGGAUGGCGGGGCGGUGUUGGUCGAGUUGAUUCCGGGCAGCGGCGGGAGCGUGGCGGAUGAGGUGCAAACGGUGCGGGAUUGUUUAGGGGUUGAGAUCAACAGCUGGGACACAUUGACGAAGAUUUGCAGGGAUUGCGGUGGCGGGUUAAAGACAGACCCUGCUGUGGAUUGGAAGUGACCACGAGGAUCGUAACUUUGACGUGCUGGAUGAAACGGUUGAGGCGGUUGAGGUUGUCUUUGAGGAAUAUCCGUUCGAUCUUCGGUUGGUCUUGUUGGACGGGAGUUCGCUGUGGCAUUGUGUUCAGUGCAAGCUGCGAGAUUGUCGCGUGAAGCUGAAGAUUGCCGCGUAGGGAAUGUUGGCCACAUUCGGGGGAUCAAUCGACAAGCAUAACCACAUGAUCGAGCUGGACAAGCUGAUGGAGUGUCCGGAGGGGAAAGGGAUGGUUCAGUUUGACGGUAAGGAGCAACCAUUUUGGCUGCUGUACGGCGAACGCGCCAAUAAUGUGGAUAUUUACAAAAUCCUCCAGCAGAAGGGUCCCGCACGCAACUUUAAGGUGCUUCUGCACAUGGUCAGACAAAUGACAAAUUCGGCAAAUAAAUUGCAAUCGUACGCAACGCAACGCUCAUGAUUAUUGUUUUUUUUAUCAUAUUUAACAAUACAAAAAAAAAUAAAGCUGAAACCACAAAUAAAAAGGUGCAGGUGGUUAUGUUACACAUGACCAGUAUGACAAAGAACUUAGCAGAAAAGCUUUUAAAAUUAAGCAAUUUUGUUGAGUUAUGCGUCAGAUAAAAUCAAAACAUUAUUGGAUUUAUAUUUUCGUUUAAUUUCUCUUUAAGCUCCGUAUUAAAAAACCAUGAUAUCUCUAUAAUUCGAUGUUUGUCCCCCAAUCGGAACAAUCGUGAGGUAGCGGCCUCUCCAGAUUGUUGCCACCUUUUUCGAAAUGGCCAGUAUUGUAAACCAUGAGUUGUGAUACCCAUAUUGCCAAAACUCGUUGGUUCAAUAGAUGUCUUCCCGGGAAAACUUUCCUUUAGGGCACCGGCCACUGCAGCUUUUGGUUAACUUUUUCUAAAUUGCCAUUUUCAUUACCAAUAUCAAAAACCAUGAAAUUUGAUACCAAUAUUGCCCAAAACCGUAUGGUUCGGUAAAUGUCCUCCCGGGAGAACACGCCUGAGGGCACCGGCCACUCCAGGUUGUAGCCAAUACUGUCAAAUUGGCCAUUUUCAUCACCAGUAUCAAAAUCCAAGAAGUUUGAUACCCAUGUUGUCCAGUCUCGUAUGGCCUUCCAUCGGAACACCCCUAAGGAAUCUGGCCACUCCGGGUCUUGUGGCAAGAAUAUUCCGGUGGCUCUCAAUUAUUCUGGCUGGCCUGCCUCCGCUUGGUCUGCUCCUAGCUCCGGGCUAGCUGCUUUUCGGCCAACUGAUUCUGGUCCUCCAGGCCAUCUGCUUCCAGGUCCAGGUUGUUGUUUACUCCUCGGCGUCCAACGAUAGAAUGAUUUCCCAGGGUUGACCGAGCGGGGUUAUAUUGGCUUAGAAUGGUGACGGAUGCCCCGCCCCUUUCCGCCGGUUAUCCCAUUCCUACGUCAUUCGCUUUUUGAUGCACUGGUGGGGAUAAGAAGUCGUAAAGGCAGCAUUUUUGCCAACGAUUUUCAUUCCAUCGUCAUCGUUCGAACCGACAACAUCAUAGCAGCAGCAGCAGCAGCGGAAAAAAAACAACGACUGGAGGAAAUCAAGAGCGAGCUCCGAGAAGAAGAAACACGCCAGCGUGUGCGAGAAAUUGCUGCCAAAACGACGUCGAAGGAGAAAAACAAGGCCUACUUGGAUGGACGCUCGAGAAGAUGGCCACAAGAAUCAACUUCUGCUGCAAUUUAACAAAAUGGCGCUUUUCAGCGCCAACGAAAAAUUCACGAAAGAGUUAUUGUUUCAAAUGAUUUAUGCACUGCUUGUUGUGCAUUUUUAAAGCUUUUGACGCUUGGCGUUUAAUUUUAUUUAAAUACUUCCCCCAAAAUUUUCAUUAAAAAAAAAUGAACGAAUAUUAACAAUUUUCGCUUGCAAGUGUCAAUGGUCAAUCGAUCGCAGUUGGCCUUGAACAAGCAAGCGCGUGCUUUGACCCACGCAAAAAAUCUUUCUGCUCUCUGAUUGGCUGUUUUGUUUUGCCGUGGAGUCGUGAAGGCAGCAUUUUUGCCAAUGAUUUUCAUUCCAUCGUCAUCGUUCGAACCGACAACAUCGUAGCAGCAGCAGCAGCAGCGGAAAAAAAUCAACGACUGGAGGAAAGCAAGAGCGAGCUCCGAGAAGAAGAAACACGCCAGCGUGUGCGUGAGAUUGCUGCCAAAACGACGUCGAAGGAGAAAAACAAGGCCUACUUGGAUGGACGCUCGAGAAGAUUGCCACAAGAAUCAACUUCUGCUGCAAUUUAACAAAAUGGCGCUUUUCAGCGCCAACGAAAAAUUCACGAAAGAGUUAUUGUUUCAAAUGAUUUAUGCACUGCUUGUUGUGCAUUUUUAAAGCUUUUGACGCUUAGCGUUUAAUUUUAUUUAAAUACUUCCCCCAAAAUUUUCAUUUUAAAAAAAAACAUACGAAUAUUAACAAUUUUCGCUUGCAAGUGUCAAACGUCAAACGAUCGCAGUUGGCCUUGAACAAGCAAGCGCGUGCUUUGACCCACGCAAAAAAUCUUUCCGCUCUCUGAUUGGCUGUUUUGUUUUGCCGUGGAGUCGUGAAGGCAGCAUUUUUGCCAACGAUUUUCAUUCCAUCGUCAUCGUUCGAACCGACAACAUCGUAGCAGCAGCAGCAGCAGCGGAAAGAAAUCAACGACUGGAGGAAAUCAAGAGCGAGCUCCGAGAAGAAGAAACACGCCAGCGUGUGCGUGAGAUUGCUGCCAAAACAACGUCGAAGGAGAAAAACAAGGCCUACUUGGAUGGAAGCUCGAGGAGAUGGCCACAAGAAUCAACUUUUGCUGCAAUUUAACAAAAUGGCGCUUUUCAGCGCCAACGAAAAAUUCACGAAAGAGUUAUUGUUUCAAAUGAUUCAUGCACUGCUUUUUGUGCAUUUUUAAAGCUUUUGACGCUUGGCAUUUAAUUUUAUUUAAAUACUUCCCCAUAAAUUUUCAUUUUAAAAAAAAUGAACGAAUAUUAACAAUUUUCGCUUGCAAGUGUCAAACGUCAAACGAUCGCAGUUGGCCUUGAACAAGCAAGCGCGUGCUUUGACCCACGCAAAAAAUCUUUCUGCUCUCUGAUUGGCUGUUUUGUUUUGCCGUGGAGUCGUGAAGGCAGCAUUUUUGCCAACGAUUUUCAUUCCAUCGUCAACGAUCGCAGUUGAGCUUUGAACAAUUGCUCAAAAUCAUAUGGUUCGGUAAAUGUCCUCCCGGGAGAACUUCCCUGAGGGCACCGGCCACUCCAGGUUGUGGCCAAUACUGUCAAAAUGGCCAUUUUCAUUACCAGUAUUGAAAACCAAGAAGUUUGAUACCCAUAUUGCCCAAAAUCGUAUGGUUCUGUUAAUGUCCUCCCGGGAGAACCUUCCUGAGGGCACCGGCCACUCCAGGUUCUGGCCUACACUGUCAAAAUGGCCAUUAUCAUUUCCAGUAUUAAAACCCAUGAAUUUUGAUACCCAUAUUGCCAAAAAUCGUAUGGUUCGGUAAAUGUCCUCCCGAGUAAACCUCCCUGAGGGCACCGGCCACUCCAGGUUGUGGCCAAUACUGUCAAAAUGGUCAUUUUCAUUACCAGUAUUGAAAAACAUGAAUUUUGAUACCAAUAUUGCCCAUAAUCGUAUGGUUCGGUAAAUGUCCUUCCGGGAGAACCUCCCUGAGGGCACCGGCCACUCCAGGUUGUGGCCAAUACUGUCAAAAUGGCCAUUUUCAUUACCAGUAUUGAAAAUCAAGAAGUUUGAUACCCAUAUUGCCCAAAAUCGUAUGGUUCGGUAAAUGUCCUCCCGGGAGAACUUCCCUGAGGGC